AAUUAAUAUGCUACACAUUGUAUGUAUGUAAGACCACGUUAAAUCGGAGGUAUUAAAUCAUGUGUGUGUGCAAUGCAUAAAUAAAUAAAUAAAUAUAUGAGCCAUCCAAACUUCGGUAUUAUUUUUACUUAGGGACCUGUCACAUUUAUGCUAGAUAAACAGGGGAAAUUGAAAUAUAAGUUCGUGUGAAUAUUUGGAUUGCAUUGUAAAUUAAAAUUACUGGUAAAAUUUUAACGUGUCUGCCUUCGCAAAUAUAUACACAUGGCGUAUUAACAUUGAAAUCAAACCUGAUAUAAAAGGGAUGUAAAAACAGUUAAAGUGACAUAAUCACUGCUGCAAUUCACAUCUGGGAUAAUCAUCCGCAUAGAAAUGAGUACUCCAUACGUUCAAACCGUUAAUACUAACAUCCUAGGAGAAGGGCCCCAUUGGCGAGCUUCCACAGGAGACCUGUACUACGUCGACAUCGGAAGGAACGCUGUCCACCGAUACAAUCCUGCAACCGGGCAGAACACCAAAGUCAAUAUAGGUGGCGCAUGGGGAGUUUCCCUAGUAAUCCCGGUGGAAGGGGAGAAUAACCGAUUUGUUAUUUCCAACGGUCACGACCUCCAGUUCAUGGUAUGGGAUGGAAUUUCUCCAGAACCCAGUUCCCUCACCACGUUCGCAUCCGUGGAACCAGAAUAUCCUCAAGCAAGAUGGAAUGAUGGCAAGUGUGACAGUAUGGGACGACUAUUUGCAGGAACAUCAUCCGAAACGGGUCAACCUACUGGAGCCCUUUAUCGAAUUACCCAAGGCGAGGUAUCCCGAAUGGUGGUGGGUAUCACAAUAUCCAAUGGGAUUGCCUGGAACAGCUCCAACACGCUCAUGUACUACAUUGACACGCCGACGAGGAGAGUAGACGUGUUUGACUAUGACAUCACAACUGGAAAUAUAUCAAAUCGGAGACCACUUUACGACUUUGCAGCCAUGGGCGAAAACGGUGAUCCUGAUGGAAUGACGAUUGAUGCUAAUGGGAACUUGAUCGUUGGGUGUUGGGGCGGGUCAAAGAUGAUCCACAUUAACCCCGUAACAGGGCAGAAGAUUCGCACAGUUAAUUUCCCCACUAGUAACAUUACCUCGGGUGCAUUUGCAGGUCCAAAUUUGUCCACGUUGUACGUUACCUCAGCAAACGUUGGGUUGAGCGAAAUUGAGCUAAAUUCUCAGCCUGCGGCAGGUUCUCUAUUUCAAGUCACAAAUUUCGGCGUAACUGGUCAAGCCGCAGGAAAUGCGUAUAGACCAUAACACUCAAGAUGAAGAAUCCACCGUCAUGAUGAUAAUAGUAAUUAUUUAUUAUUUUAGUUUUGACUCUUCCAUAGGCAACUUUACAAACAGCAGCGGCUUGUGGUGAUUGAGGGGGCUGGGGUCGCAUAUCUUUUAUUAGUUACCAAAAAAUAAAAAUAUGUAUUACCAACUAUGAUUACCAACAAUGGAAAUGAUUUUUAUUGACAAUAAAAAAAGGAUUGCAAACUUGA
Molecule: messenger RNA, 1508 nt
Organism: Folsomia candida
Lineage: Eukaryota; Metazoa; Arthropoda; Collembola; Entomobryomorpha; Isotomidae
Product: regucalcin
Exons: 5
Coding region: 370-1278 (302 amino acids)
Biological process (GO): L-ascorbic acid biosynthetic process
Molecular function (GO): gluconolactonase activity; calcium ion binding; enzyme regulator activity
Source: RefSeq, a predicted model, not a curated record